AUGUACUCCUGCGCCAACUACCCCCGCGGAUGCCGCGGCCGUGUCAACAUUGAUGGCGCAAAGUGCGCUGACUGUGUGAGCCUCAAACUCCGUCGCCCAUCCGCCUUCUCAUCCCCCUUUGCGCAGUCCAGGGAUUACCGCAGAUCUCUCCCCUCAGAGAGAGACUCUCCAUUCCGGCAAACCCGCCUGGAAUAA
Molecule: messenger RNA, 195 nt
Organism: Aspergillus ruber CBS 135680
Lineage: Eukaryota; Fungi; Ascomycota; Eurotiomycetes; Eurotiales; Aspergillaceae
Exons: 2
Coding region: 1-195 (64 amino acids)
Source: RefSeq, a predicted model, not a curated record